AUGCAUGAAAAGAAGCAGAUUUCUGGUUAUUACCACUGUGCAUCUUCCAUCAAUGCAUGCCCAACAAUUCCAGAAGACCAUAAGAACAAAGAGCAGCCGGGUGAUGCUCCAAAACAGAAUAUUCUUGGUGUCCAUUUAAAAGGCAGCAUGUGUGACAAUACAAGAAAAAAGCCCAGAGACGAUUAUCUUGCUGUUCAGAGGGAUUACAAAGUAGCAGGAAAUCUUGAUGGAGAUGCAUCCACAAGUGAAGAAAAUGGUAUGACUAAAAUAGACACCAAAACGAGAGCCAAGCGUCAAACUUUCUCUGCAGACAGAGAGCUCUGUUCUAAGUCAGUACCUGAAUUAUUGCCAGCAUUAAAGGCUAAGGAUUAG
Podarcis lilfordi (Lilford's wall lizard) is the source of this 372-nucleotide messenger RNA. Lineage: Eukaryota; Metazoa; Chordata; Lepidosauria; Squamata; Lacertidae. The record is from the annotation of a GenBank genome assembly.